CCUAACACCAUAUGGUAACUUCCUGCAUAAGCUGUUCCAAGAAGUGUAAAAGUGUAAGCAGGAUUCCAAAAGAUGUCUUGCUCGCAUGGGAACCCGAGGAAAUGGUGACAGAACCCAACAUCCAGCCUCGCCAAGGAUCCCAUGGCUCCUUGUAUCAUCCAGCAGAUGGGGAGGAGCCUAUUUGACGAUGCUGACUGACUACAGCAUAACCAUGGGUGAAACAGAAUAACGAGGAACCUUAGCUGCUUCAUGUCCUGUUUGAAUUUUUCCCAAUGAUAACUAGAUGAUGGAUGUUCCGGUACUCAACACUCCAAAAAAUACGCCAUGAAAAGAUUGCAGGACUUAAUUUUGAGAAAAAAUUUCGUAAACACCACCAAUCAAGCACAAGCAUAAAAGGAAACCUACUUUCAGCACAUCAGCAAACGGAGAAGUGUCAUGCCCAAUCAAACAGCCAGCACUCCCCCUGACAGUAAUCAUAGUGCAUCAAUCCUAGGAUUUAUGCUGAUUCCCAUCACAAUCAUAGCUGUCAUUGGCAUUGCAGUUGCAGUGAUAAGGUAUGUUCGAAAGAGACGCAGGUUGGAAAAACUACGCAACAAGCUCGUGCCAAUUUACUCGUAUGACCCCAGUGAGGAUCGUAAUGAUGUAGAAGAAGAAUCUUUAGAUACUAAUGGAGGAGUAAAAGAUAGUCAUGAACCUUCAGAUGAGAAAGCAAGCAAACAGAAUGGUAACCAUGUCUCCACUUCUGAUACUGACAAUGUGCUUUGAACCAAAUAUUGCCAACCAAGAUUCAGGUGCACUAUAUGAAAAACAGUGUUUGAAAAUUGAGCAUGUGGACAAAGGAGUGAUGUUGUCACUACUUAGACAAAUCAGAUGUUAAUCAUGGUAGAAUUGAACAACUGAAAGAAUAACUAUUUUUACAUUGAUUUUUGAAUUAUAAUUGUCAGGUUGUUGCAAAGCUGGAUCUUUCAACUAUAUAUUUGUGUAUUAAAAUUGAGUACAAGUAAACUGAAGAAAUUGAGGUUAAUUAUAUUAGAUUUUGUUUGUUUUCUUUUGUUAUUUGUGUUUGAAUAUGUGUACAUUUUGUUUACUUCAAAAAGAGUUUGUGGCAAUGUUUGGUGAAAUGUUCUCUCGAUCAAGUGGAGUGUCUAGAGACAUAUACUGAAGCCACAUGGGCACAUUUACCUUGAAUGAAUGUUCCCAUUGAUUUGCAUAUGUCUAAAGCUGCCAAUACCAACAAACUUUGGUGUUCAGAUUAAAGAAUUUUUCAUUAGUAUGAUUCUAAAUUUACAUGCCUCUGAAACUGAAAGAGGAUAAAGUAAUGAAAAAGAAAUAUAAGUGCAAAUAGGAAUUAAAUUGUUUUGAGAGUCAGAUUGUCAUAGCUUCUGGGCCACAUGUGACCCAAUACUAUAGUUUGCAUAUGCUAUUUAGCACUGAUAUCUAAAUUCCUUCCACAAGCUCUUUGCCCCCUCUGUCAAGGUGCAUGCAUUGCAAAUUCCAAAAGAACAUGACUGUAAUGUCCUUCUGUCAAAUCUCUCUAAUGAAAUUUACAAGUGCACUAAAAACAUGCCACUCCAUUUUUGAAUUGGUGAACUUUUGAUCAUAUAUUCAUUACCUAACUAAACUUGUCUUUGUGCAGAAAUAGAGAUUUUGCAUGCCUCAGUGUGGUCUAAUUUGCAUGGGAAUAGACAGUGUUCUAAAGGCCACAUAAAUAUGAUAAAGAUCGAGAUGAAGCAUGUUAUUGGAUCAUAUUAAAUGCUUUCUGAAGGAUUAUAGUAAUAUAAAUAAAAAAUACAUUGGAUGCAGGGUGGUGCUUGGGGUGUUCAAUUACACUUGGUAGCUAUUAUCUGUUAAACUCAGUAAUUAUGCAGCUCCUGGGUUGUAUAACUUAUUACCACAUAAAUGUAAUUGAAUGCAUUAAACAUCUCUUUUUAAGUCA
Carcharodon carcharias (great white shark) is the source of this 1936-nucleotide messenger RNA. RefSeq names its product small integral membrane protein 29-like. The coding region runs from base 436 to 765 and encodes 109 amino acids. The transcript is spliced from 6 exons. The record is from RefSeq and is a predicted model, not a curated record. Lineage: Eukaryota; Metazoa; Chordata; Chondrichthyes; Lamniformes; Lamnidae.